Molecule: messenger RNA, 1515 nt
Organism: Neomonachus schauinslandi (Hawaiian monk seal)
Lineage: Eukaryota; Metazoa; Chordata; Mammalia; Carnivora; Phocidae
Gene: PAK1IP1
Product: PAK1 interacting protein 1
Exons: 10
Coding region: 45-1220 (391 amino acids)
Molecular function (GO): protein binding
Source: RefSeq, a predicted model, not a curated record
UCUCAGCUGAGCGGGGCUAGUUGAAUAGGCACGUGCGCUGCUGAAUGGAGCUGGUAGCUGGUUGCUACGAACAGGUCCUUUUUGGGUUCGCUAUACACCCGGAGCCGGAUGCAGGCGACGACCACGAAGAGCAAAAAUGGACUCCUGUGGCUGACUUCACUCACCAUGCCCAUACUGCCUCCUUGUCGGCGGUGGCUGUAAAUAGUCGUUUUGUAGUGACUGGGAGCAAAGAUGAAACAAUUCACAUAUAUGACAUGAAAAAGAAGAUAGACCAUGGGGCUCUAGUGCAUCACAAUGGCACAAUAACUUGCCUAAAAUUCUAUGGCAACAGGCACUUAAUCAGUGGGGCAGAAGAUGGACUCAUUUGUGUGUGGGAUGCAAAGAAAUGGGAGUGCCUGAAGUCCAUUAAAGCUCACAAAGGACAUGUGACCUUCCUUUCCAUUCACCCAUCUGGCAAGUUGGCCCUGUCCGUGGGUACGGAUAAGACGUUAAGAACGUGGAAUCUUGUGGAAGGAAGAUCAGCAUUCAUAAAAAAUAUAAAACAAAAUGCUCACAUAGUGGAAUGGUCCCCAAGAGGAGAGAAAUACAUAGUUGUCAUACUGAAUAAAAUAGAUGUCUAUCAACUUGACACUGCGUCUAUUAGUGGCACCAUCACAAAUGAAAAGAGAAUAUCUUCCGUUACAUUUCUUUCAGAGUCUGUCCUUGCAGUGGCUGGAGAUGAAGAAGUUGUAAGGUUUUUUGACUGUGAUUCACUAAUGUGCCUCUGUGAAUUUAAAGCUCAUGAAAACAGGAUAAAAGACAUGUUCAGUUUUGAAGUUCCAGAGCAUCAUGUUGUUAUUACAGCAUCGAGUGAUGGUUUCAUCAAAAUGUGGAAGCUUAAGCAGGAUAAGAAAGUUCCCCCAUCUUUGCUCUGUGAAGUAAAAACUAAUGCCAGACUGACAUGUCUUGGGGUGUGGCUAGACAGAGUGAGAGACACACAAGAAAGCCUGCCUUCAGCUGCAGAGCCUUCUCCUGUGAGUAAAGAACAGUCCAAAAUCAACAAAAAGGAAGCUGGCGAUGUAGUGCAGGAAGAAAAAAAGCAGUCCAUACAUAACGCAAAGAAAUGUGAUUUAACUGGUGAUAGUAAUAAGCCAACGAAAGGAAAUACCUCGGUGUCAACUAAGAAGAGGAAAAUGGUAGAAAUGUUGGAAAAAAAGAAGAGAAAAAAGAAGAAAAUAUGAAUGACACAGUGAAUCCCACAUUUCUCCUAUGAGAAAAACUUCUUAGAUGGAAUCAUUCUUUUCACAUGUACCCUUUACCCCCCUCCCCCCCAAGUAAAAGCUAGAAAUUUCUUCUUUUGGAGAAAAUGUACAGCUUAAAAAAAAAAACCACUUUUAUGUGUUUAUUUUUUUUAACAGUGGUGAAACUAUUUUUGGUAGGCAACAUUUUAUUAAUUAUGUAUCAUGGUGAUAUAUACUAUGUUAAUGUGUAAUAUAUUAAUUUUUACUGUUGUAUAAAGCAAAUAAAGAUCUUUUC